AAAUUUCUCCAUUCUUCUUGAAGGAGCAUAAUUGCGGCCUUGACCUCGUCCCCCACUGAUGUAGCGGGUUCUAUUUUAGGCGCUAAAGUGCUAGGUUUAGGAGACGUUUAUUCAUACCGUCGAGAGGGGCUUUUCAGGGUUGGGUUUUUUUAGGGUUCAGGUUUCUCUUUCCUACUUCAUUGAAGGUGAUAACUGAAAUUAAGUUGGCCCCAAUUCUCAUUUAUAAAGAUGCACAUCCAUAGAGAAGGCUUCAUGGUGUUGAAGCAUCUCUUGUAGAAUGAAGUAUGUCAUGUGGCACAUGAGAUCAGUACGUUAGUAAUCAGGGUUACACAUCACAUCAGACGCAGUUUCAUUUCACAAUGGCCAGCAUUGAUGGUACUACGAAUUCAGAUGUUGAAAAGGCAGAGGAACUCAAACUUCUUGCAAAUGAAGCAUUCAAAGCCCAUAAGUAUCAUCAAGCUAUAGAGCUAUACACUCAAGCAAUUGAACUGAACAAUCAGAAUGCUGUAUACUGGGCAAACCGCGCAAUAGCACACACUAGACUCGAGGAGUAUGGGAGUGCGGUGCAGGAUGCAACAAAAGCAGUAGAAAUUGAUCCUAGAUAUUCAAAGGGCUAUUAUAGGAGAGGAGCUGCAUAUCUUGCAAUGGGAAAAUUCAAGGAAGCUUUGAAAGAUUUUCAACAGGUCAAGAGAAUUUGUCCAAAUGAUCCUGAUGCGAACAGGAAGCUGAAGGAAUGUGAGAAAGCUGUUCAGAAGCUUAGAUUUGAGGAGGCAAUUGCUGUACAAGAUUAUGAUAGGCAUUCUGUUGCUGAUUCGAUUGAUUAUCGAUCGAUAGAUGUGGAGCCUCAAUAUGCUGGUGCCAGGAUAGAGGGAGACAAUGUGACUUUGGACUUUGUGAAGAAAAUGAUGGAUGAUUUUAAAAACCAGAAGCCCUUACAUAAAAGAUAUGCAUACCAGAUAGUCUUGCAAGCCAGGGAGAUGCUCCGAGCAACGCCUUCUCUGGUAGAUAUCACAGUCCAAAAUGGAGAUCAUUUCACAGUUUGUGGUGAUGUACAUGGCCAGUUUUAUGACCUCUUGAAUAUAUUUGAGCUCAAUGGCCUUCCCUCAGAAGAAAACCCAUAUCUCUUCAAUGGUGAUUUUGUGGACCGGGGAUCCUUUUCUGUUGAAGUAAUCCUUGCGCUUUUUGCAUUUAAAUGCAUGUCCCCAUCAGCAAUUUAUCUGUCUAGGGGAAACCAUGAAAGCAAGAGCAUGAACAAAAUUUAUGGUUUUGAGGGCGAGGUCAAGUCAAAGUUGAGUGACACAUUUGUUGAGCUCUUUGCAGAAGUAUUUUGUUGCUUACCUUUAGCUCAUGUAAUUAAUGAGAAGAUAUUUGUAGUCCAUGGAGGCCUUUUCAGUACAGAUGGGGUAAAAAUUUCCGAUAUUAGGGCGAUUGACCGGUUUUGUGAGCCUCCUGAAGAAGGGUUGAUGUGUGAGUUGCUAUGGAGUGAUCCACAACCGGGUCUUGGACGUGGGCCUAGCAAACGUGGCGUAGGUCUUUCCUUUGGUGAAGACGUUACGAAGAGAUUUUUGCAGGAAAAUAACUUAGAGCUAUUGGUUCGAUCUCAUGAAGUGAAGGAUGAGGGAUAUGAGAUUGAACAUGAUGGUAGGCUGAUUACCGUGUUUUCAGCUCCUAAUUAUUGCGAUCAGAUGGGUAACAAAGGGGCUUUCAUAAGGUUCAAGGCCCCAGAUUUGAAGCCAGACAUUGUCUCAUUUUCUGCGGUGCCUCAUCCGGAUGUGAAGCCAAUGGCCUAUGCGAAUAACUUCCUUAGGAUGUUCUCUUGAUCCUUAAAUCAGAUUAAAGUUUUCUGGAAUUUUCUUCUUAUAAAAUUGAGCCAGGCGAUUUCUUGGAGAAUUUUUUGGCUGCUGAUGGAUGCAGGUGCUGUGGGAACCAAUAGGAGAGAGUGGACACUAAAUCGCUUCAAUUGGCUGUGAAUCUGUGAUAUAUUUAUACAGUUACUUGUCUUUUUUAUUUGGAGGGUUUCAGGUAAGUUCAUUUUUGUCACCAUAAUGUUUAUUUGUUGGAAAUCCCAGAUGGGCUGGCCUUUACAGAGAAGGUUUCUAACAGCAAAGGCUGUUAAAACUGUAAGAUUGACAUUACCAUUUGUAAUACCCAGCUUUGUUUGCAGCUAACGUACAAGACAAUGAACAUUGUGAAACGCCAUCUUCGUA
Messenger RNA from Amborella trichopoda, 2207 nucleotides. RefSeq names its product protein phosphatase 5.2 (gene PP5.2). The record is from RefSeq and is a predicted model, not a curated record. Gene Ontology annotation, molecular function: hydrolase activity; protein binding. NCBI's taxonomy places the organism in Eukaryota, Viridiplantae, Streptophyta, Magnoliopsida, Amborellales, Amborellaceae.